CCCAGCCAUUGCAAAGACGCUGCUCCGCGUGACAGCCACGGCUCUGCGCGCUCUCUCCCCCCCCGGUGCUGCCUACAUACGCAUCCAUCCCUCUCUCCACACAUUUGGCAGGUGUUCUGUUCGGUGGUGGAGAGGAGAAGAAAGCGAGAGAAAAAGAAAAGAACACAAGAAGAAGCCGACCGCGUCAUAUCUGUUCACCACAAAGUCUGCGCGCAAAUGGACGAAACGGAUAUCAUGGACUUAACCCAUCAGAAAGCGAGGAAGCGGCCACGUCCAAUCAGUUCUGCGGAUGAGUCCGUGCACGCGUCCCUCAAACGGCUCCCGAUCCGAGCGGCGGCGGCUGAGUGCAGGGAGCCUGCACUCAUGUACGGCGUCAGAGGAGAGCCGGUGCCCGCUGCGUCUCUCAAGCAGAAUGACCACUCGGUGACUCCAUCUCCGAACACAGUGAUGCCUGCGCAGGAUAAUCGCUCCAGCAUGUCCAGGCCCAUGAUCACACGGUCACCAGUGUCUCCAUUGAGUAACCAGGGCAUCCCCACACCUGCACAGCUCACCAAGUCCAAUGCCCCUGUGCACAUCGAUGUGGGCGGACACAUGUACACCAGCAGUCUGGCCACCUUAACGAAAUUCCCAGAAUCCCGAAUUGGUCGCCUCUUUGAUGGCACAGAGCCUAUAGUCCUGGACAGCCUGAAGCAGCACUACUUCAUUGACAGGGAUGGACACAUGUUCCGCUACAUCCUCAACUUCCUCAGGACGUCCAAGCUCCUCAUCCCAGAUGACUUCAAAGACUACAGUCUGCUGUACGAGGAGGCGCGGUACUUCCAGCUGCAGCCCAUGCUCUCAGAGCUGGAGCGUUGGCGUCAGGACCAGGAGCUGAGCCGGGUGUCGCGCCCCUGCGAGUGCUUGGUGGUUCGUGUUGCACCCGACCUGGGCGAAAGGAUCACACUCAGCGGUGACAAGGCCCUGAUCGAAGACGUGUUCCCGGAGAUCGGUGACGUCAUGUGCAACUCUGUCAAUGCCGGCUGGAACCAUGACUCCACGCACGUCAUCCGCUUCCCACUCAAUGGUUACUGCCACCUCAACUCUGUGCAGGUUCUUGAGCGUCUCCAGCAACGUGGCUUCGAGAUCACCGGCUCCUGCGGCGGAGGCGUGGACUCUUCCCAAUUCAGCGAGUACGUCCUGAGGAGGGAACUGAGGAGGACAGGUCAGCGAGGACCCAAUUCAAACAGGAUAAAGCAGGAGCAGCUGGACUAGAAUUCCUCCCAAGCAGUAGGGGGUGCUAGACUUUUCUGUGGCAGCCAAACGCUCGACCGUGCAGAGCUCUGUGGACUCUGUUUUUCUUCGUUUCCUUGUUGAUGUUUUGUUUUCUUAAACUGAGAACCAUCUAGAGAAUUUAAAAAAAGAGAUGCAACAGGAGAUUUUUUUUGCCAUAAGAAGAUACAAGACAUUUGAUAAGUUUGAGAUUGCAAGGACAUAUGUGAUUGUCUAGCCCCCAUAAACCAAUUUAAAUAGGAUUUCUAUUCCCUGGAUCCCCCCAAAAAAGUUUGUUUUAAAACUUGGAACCUACAUUAGGUUGAAUAUGAUUUCUAUUAUACCCAUAUAAAUUAAAACAAAAGGCUAUAUGGCUUAUGUAGUAUGUUGCAUAGCUUUCACCAGUGACUGGUUUUGUUGCCUCACUGGAAAAUUGGCUGUUUGGGAGUGUGUUUUUAUCCCUCGCUGUAAAAAGGUCAUUAAUGUGUUGCUUACAGUACAGAAUGUCUCAGUUGUCAUGAACAGUUUUAAACAAAAAUCUUUUUUCACAAUUUACAUGAUGUUGAAUAUUGUGAUACAAAUGAAGUGUUUUUUUUUACUUAAUGGAAGUUAUUUUAUUGGAUUUUGCCAUAAAACUAAGUUGACAUUAGUAUCAUCAAAAUUUAGCAUCAAAGACCAUUAUUACGCAGUAAAGAAAAAUAAUUUAGUACAUUGUUAUGUCACACCAUUUGCCUCAUCGGGGAGUACGAACGUCUAUCCCCUUGGGAAUUAAUUAAUUGGAUCAUAAUAUUCCUCUGAGUGAUGACCUGUAAAUUUUUUCAUCGUGUACGUGUUUGUGUUUUUUACAUUGAAUCUUUUUAAAACAAAUUUGUUGCCUCAGACAUGACUGAACAGAUUAAAAGCUAAUUGUACUACCCACUCCAAGAUCACUUUUACUUGUAGCACAUAUUGAUAUGACGUUGGAUAUAAAGUAUUUCUAAGAUGACUGACCCACCUACGCUCCCUAGAUUUG
This is a messenger RNA of Paralichthys olivaceus (Japanese flounder), 2260 nucleotides long. The record is from RefSeq and is a predicted model, not a curated record. NCBI's taxonomy places the organism in Eukaryota, Metazoa, Chordata, Actinopteri, Pleuronectiformes, Paralichthyidae.